ACACUCCUUGCUAGCACUUCAGCAAUCACGUUGGUAAUCUCAUAUUGCCGACGAAUGAUAGGUACUAAACGCUAAAAGAUCUGUGAACAGCAAGCAGCUAUUACUGUCGCGUCGCAUCUAAAUACUGCCGCUUCUGCAUCGGACGGUUGUGGAAGAAAUCAUCGCUCAGUGAAGCGCACGGAAGAAAAACAGCAGCCAUGGGGGCGAUGUUUCGGAGCGAGAAGAUGGCCUUGUGCCAGCUCUUCAUCCAGCCUGAAGCCGCCUACGCUUCUGUGUCCGAGCUGGGAGAAUUGGGCAUCGCUCAGUUUCGGGAUCUAAAUCAUAAUGUGAAUGCCAUGUUGCGCAAGUUUGUUAACGAAGUUCGACUAUGUGAUGAGCUUGAACGCAAGCUACGAUUUUUUGAGGCUGAGAUAAUCAAGGAUGAAGUACCAAUUCCUGAUGUAGAGGACAACCCAAAGGCACCUAACCCAAGAGAGCUUGUCGAUCUGGAGGCAAAAUUUGAGCAAACAGAGAAUGAAUUACUGGAACUGAGUCAGAAUGCAGUGAACCUGAAGCAGAACUUCCUAGAAUUGACAGAACUGAAGAAUGUGCUGGAUAAGGCAGAGGGAUUUUUUAAGAAUCUGGAAGUUGCAAAUGCCUCUGACCUGCAGACUAGGGCACUCAUGCAGGAUGAGCCUGACAGUGGGAACCCUGAUAAGGGUAGCCUGGGAUUUGUUGCUGGAGUUGUACCUAAAGCGAAGGUUCCAGGAUUUGAGAGAAUGCUAUGGAGAAUAUCACAUGGAAAUGUGUUCUUGCGACAGGCUGACUUAGAAGAACCCUUAGAAGAGCCAAAGACAGGCAACAUGGUACAGAAGACAGUGUUUGUGGCCUUCUUUCAAGGUGAACAGUUGAGACUCCGGGUGAAAAAAGUGUGUACAGGUUUCCAUGCAGCACUGUACUCAUGUCCAACUGCUGCAGAAGAGCGUGCUGAUAUGUUAUCUGGUGUCCGCACCCGCCUUCAAGACCUAACAGUUGUUCUAAAUCAAACUAAAGAUCACAGGCAGAGGGUACUACAGUCUGUUGCUAAAGAGCUGAACAGAUGGACAAUGAUGGUACGCAAGAUGAAGGCCAUUUACCAUACUCUCAAUGGUUUCAAUAUGGAUGUCACAAGCAGAUGCCUUAUUGCAGAGUGCUGGGUGCCUGUGAAUGACCUACCAAGGAUGACUCAAGCACUGCAAGAUGGUGGGGUUGCUUCUGGAAGUUCUGUAGCUUCAUUUCUUAAUAUAAUUGAAACGUCAGAUACUCCACCAACAUACGUUAGAACAAAUAAGUUCACAGCAGGAUUUCAAAACCUUAUUGAUGCAUAUGGAUCCAUAACAUACCAAGAAGUUAAUCCAGGGUUGUUUACAAUUAUUACAUUCCCGUUCUUGUUUGCAAUAAUGUUUGGAGAUUCUGGACAUGGACUCAUUCUGUUUGCUUUUGGAUUGUAUAUGAUUCUCACUGAAAAGCAGCACUUGAAAAAGAAAAUUACAAAUGAGAUUUGGGGCAUCUUCUUCGCUGGACGUUACAUUAUAGUUUUAAUGGGAAUAUUUUCUGUUUAUACUGGACUAAUAUACAAUGAUGUUUUCUCAAAGUCUGUGAACAUCUUUGGUAGCAAUUGGAAAGUCUCCUAUAAUAGUUCAACUCUCAGAUCAAAUGAUGAACUUCAGCUCAAUCCAGCAACAGAUUAUGGUGAUAACAUAUAUCCCUUAGGCAUGGAUCCAGCUUGGCAGUUGGCUGAAGCAAACAAGAUUAUGUUCCUGAACUCAUACAAAAUGAAGUUAUCCAUAAUAUUUGGUUUCUUUCAUAUGGGAUUUGGAGUGACUCUUGGUGUUGUGAACCAUAUCCACUUUCGUAAGCCAAUCAACAUCCUCCUUGAAACUGUACCCCAAUUUCUUUUCCUACUGUUGCUGUUUGGAUACUUGGUCUCACUUAUGUUUGCUAAAUGGAUUCUAUAUGGAGCAAAAAAUGAACUGUUGACAAGUGAACAUUGUGCCCCAAAUGUGCUCAUCACGUUCAUCAAUAUGCUCCUUUUCAAGAAAUCUGAAGCAGUGUGUAAUAGUGAAGGUGAAGACUGCUGUGAUCCAUACUUUUUUAAUAACCAAAGAAUGGUACAGAUAGUCAUGGUACUUGUGGCACUCCUUUGCAUUCCGUGGCUUCUUCUGGCCAAACCAAUAUAUAUAAUUCGUUCCCAGAAGAAAAACAGACAGAAAGUCCCCUCAUCAGAAAAUGCUGAGGAAAAUGGAACCAUUGAAAUGGGGCAUAGAGAUGAAGAGGCUGGACCAGUGACUUCUUCAGAAGGAAAUCAUGAUGAUCACGAGGGUGGCGAAACUAGUGAUAUCUUCAUUUACCAGGCCAUACACACAAUUGAGUAUAUCCUUGGAACCAUAUCACACACUGCCUCUUACUUGCGGCUGUGGGCUCUUUCUCUUGCACAUUCCCAACUGUCUGAGGUGCUGUGGUCCAAAAUUUUCCACAUAGCUCUAGCGAUGGAUAUAGGCUAUGGUGGGGGAGUUUUAAUAUAUGUACUAUUCUGGGCAUGGUCUUUCCUUACUCUUUCCAUCCUUGUACUGAUGGAAGGCCUCUCAGCAUUUCUUCACACAUUGAGGCUGCACUGGGUGGAGUUUAUGAGCAAAUUUUAUACAGGUACUGGCUACAUUUUUACACCAUUCUCCUUCAAAUCUAUUUUGGAACAAGAGGACAAUGAAGGACCAUAGAGAAAUUCGCUGUAUCAGUGUAAAAUAUUGUUUUAUUUAUUCCAUGUAAGAUGUUAUGGUAAAAUGAGAAGCAGUUUCAAAUUUUUGGAACUGCGUAGAGAAACUGUUUAUAAGAACAAAACUGUAAUAUAAAUAUCUGCAUUUGAUAACUCCAUACUUUGGAAUUCUUUCACAUUAAAAGAGUAACUGGCACCGAUGUAAGAUAACAGGCACAUCAAAUAAACAAGAAAAACUUGUAAUGUAAUAAAAAAAUAGAAUAAUUUUA
Messenger RNA from Schistocerca gregaria, 3000 nucleotides. RefSeq names its product V-type proton ATPase 116 kDa subunit a 1-like. Gene Ontology annotation, molecular function: ATPase binding; proton-transporting ATPase activity, rotational mechanism. Gene Ontology annotation, biological process: vacuolar acidification; proton transmembrane transport. The transcript is spliced from 16 exons. Lineage: Eukaryota; Metazoa; Arthropoda; Insecta; Orthoptera; Acrididae. The record is from RefSeq and is a predicted model, not a curated record. Gene Ontology annotation, cellular component: vacuolar proton-transporting V-type ATPase complex; vacuolar proton-transporting V-type ATPase, V0 domain; plasma membrane. The coding region runs from base 198 to 2735 and encodes 845 amino acids.